AUGACGAAAACAAUGCAGCCAUCGCUUCCCAAGCCAUCUUCAACUUUAUCACUAUGGCAUCGAACAACGCGCUCAUUUCCCCAUUUACAUGCUAAUCGCCUGACUCCCGUACCCGCCUCGACGAAAUACCUUAUUAUUGGCUCAGGGAUUUCAGGAGCCUUGACCGCUUGGAAAUUGAUUGAAAGUGGAGUUCAAGGCGAGGAUAUCCUGAUCAUUGAAGCUAGAGAGGCUGUUUCGGGUGCUAGUGGAAGAAAUGCGGGACAUAUCCGACCGGAUUCUUUCCGUGGAUUUCUUGAUUACGCGAAAUUUCACGGACCAGAACAAGCAAAGAAGAUCCUGGAGAAUGAACGGGUUGUUCUGGAGAAGGUUCGCGCAUUCGUCCAAGAGCACAAUGUCGACUGUGAUUUUAAUUACCUGAGGACUUUUGAGGUCGCGCUUACGGAGGUAUUUGUCGCCCUUCUUAGUAAAUCGCUGGCGGCGUUCAAGGAGGCCGGUGGUGAUGUUUCUCACGUCAGGUUCUACGAAGGGGAGGCAGCCAAGGCGGAAACAAGGGUCCCGGGCGCACUGUGUGCUUAUGAGUCGGCUGCUGCAUCGAACCAUCCUGGAAAGCUGGUACAAUGGAUCUUGAAUGACUUUAUUACCAAAGGUGGUAAGCUGUGGACGCACUGUCCAGCAACGAGGGUUGAGAGGUCUCAAUGUAUGAAUAAUCCCUUCAGAUGGGAGGUCCACACUCCGCGUGGUACUAUCGCUGCUGAGACGGUCGUUCAUUGCACGAAUGCUUAUGCGGCAUACCUUCUGCCGGAAUUGGAAAAGUUCAUCACGCCUCGUCGAUCUCAGGUCAACUCGUUUGUUCCACCCCUUUCCCUGUCCGGUGGGGAUACUUUGAAACACACCAUGGCGCUGAGAUAUCGAGCGGAUCAUUUUUUCUCGGUCAAUUCGUUGAAUAACGGUAUGGUGGUGCUUGGUGGGACGGGCACUCGAAGCAGCGUAGAUAUGACAUCCGAAGACCUGAUCACGUUCGACGAUUCCAAGUACAGUGAUCGUCUCGCGCAAAACAGCACCAGGGAAUUCCUGGAUCUAUGUCGGGAGCCGGACGCCACUCUACUCCGCCACGGUGAAGGGCUGGAUCAUGCGUGGACGGGGAUUAUUGGCAUGACGGCUGAUCAUGCACCGUUAGUUGGGCCGAUCGAGGGACUGGAAGGUCAAUGGAUUUGUGCCGGAUUUAAUGGUCAUGGCAUGGCUGGAAUCUUCACCUGUGCUCCUGGCUUGGCCAAGUUAAUAUCGGGCCUUUCGUGGGCAGAUACUGGUCUUCCAGAAUGUUUCCAGUUUAGCACGGCGAGAAUCCAACGGCUCAACCAGCAUAUAAAGAGCACUUUAUAA
Messenger RNA from Penicillium odoratum, 1380 nucleotides. RefSeq names its product NAD(P)/FAD-dependent oxidoreductase. Gene Ontology annotation, cellular component: cytoplasm. The transcript has 3 exons. The record is from RefSeq and is a predicted model, not a curated record. Gene Ontology annotation, molecular function: oxidoreductase activity. The coding region runs from base 1 to 1380 and encodes 459 amino acids. Lineage: Eukaryota; Fungi; Ascomycota; Eurotiomycetes; Eurotiales; Aspergillaceae.